AGUAAGAUAUUAAAUGUAUUUUCUUUUUUCCUUUUUACAUAAAAUAUUUAAAAUUUUCUAAGUUUGAAUUCAGUGUAUCGGUUGUACCAAACACAAGCCCCUAUGAUUAUCACCAAGCCUUUUCAUUUUGUUAACCAUUUUAAACUUAGCUCUUUGAUUGAUUCAUGCAAAUCCAUGCAACAAAUUAAGCAAACCCAUGCACACUUAAUCACCACAGCUCAAAUCUCACAUCUUGUUAUAGCCAACAAAUUCCUCAGGCAUGUUGCUUUAUCUUCUCUUACUUAUGCCCACAAACUGUUUGAUCAAAUUCCUCAACCGGACUUAUUCAUUUACAACACCAUGAUCAAAGAGAAUUCUUUGUCGCCCCAUUCUUGCUGUGGUUCGCUUGCGGUGUUCCGCUCGUUAAUCCGGGAUUCGGGUCUUUCUCCGAAUCGGUAUAGCUUUGUGUUUGCUUUUGGUGCAUGUGGAAAUGGCUUGUGUGUGAGGGAGGGGGAGCAGGUUUAUUCACAUGCUGUGAAAGUUGGUUUGGAUAAUAAUGUAUUUGUUGUAAAUGCGUUGAUUGGUAUGUAUGGAAAGAUGGGACUUGUUGAGGAUGGGAGGAAGGUUUUUGAUUCGGCUAUGGAGAAAGAUUUGUUUAGUUGGAACACAAUGAUUGCUGCUUAUGUUGGAUCCGGUGACAUGGUUGUAGCUAAGGAAUUGUUUGAUGAAAUGCAUGAGAGAGAUGUUGUGUCAUGGAGUAGUAUAAUAGCUGGUUAUGUUCAGGCUGGCUGUUUCAUGGAAGCUUUGGAUUUCUUCCACAAGAUGUUGCAAGCUGGGGUCCAACCAAAUGAAUAUACCAUGGUAAGCGCUCUUGCAGCCUGUUCAAAUCUUGUUGCGUUGGAUCAGGGAAAGUGGAUCCAUGUUUACAUUCGGAGGGAGAAGAUUAGGAUAAACGAUAGACUUCUUGCUAGCCUAAUUGAUAUGUAUGCAAAGUGUGGAGAGAUAGAAUAUGCAUCAAGUGUUUUCUAUGAACACAAAGUGAAGCGAAAGGUUUGGCCGUGGAAUGCAAUGAUUGGCGGGUUAGCAAUGCAUGGAAAACCUGAAGAAGCUAUAAAUCUCUUUGAACAAAUGAAGGUUGAAAAAGUUUCUCCUAACAAAGUAACAUUCAUUGCCUUAUUAAAUGCUUGUAGCCAUGGGUAUAUGGUUAAAGAGGGAAAAUUAUAUUUUGAAUUGAUGACUAGCGAUUAUGGAAUUAGCCCUGAAUUAGAGCAUUAUGGAUGUAUGGUCGAUUUACUUAGUCGUUCUGGGCUCUUGAUGGAAGCUGAAGACAUGAUUUUGAGCAUGCCAAUGGCUCCGGAUGUUGCGAUUUGGGGAGCAUUGUUGAAUGCUUGUAGAAUCUAUAAAGAUAUGGAGCGCGGAUAUAGAAUAGGUAGAAUAAUUAAAGAAAUUGAUCCGGAUCAUAUAGGGUGUAAUGUUUUGUUGGGUAAUAUAUUUUCUACAUCUGGGAGAUUCAGUGAAGCAAGAACGCUGAGAGACAGUAGUGACAGGAAAAAGAUCCCUGGUUGCAGCUCAAUUGAAUUGAAAGGAUUAUUCCAUCAAUUCCUUGUUGGAGACCGAUCACAUCUGCAAAGUAGAGAGAUUUAUUUAUUUUUGGAUGAGAUGAUAAGCAAGUUGAAGAUUGCUGGGUAUGUUCCCGAGUUAGCGGAAGUUUUGCUUGAUAUUGAUGAUGAGGAAGACAAAGAGACUGCUCUUUCUGUACACAGUGAGAAGUUGGCUAUUGCCUUUGGACUGAUGAACACGGAACCUGGAACUCCAAUUCGCAUUGUGAAGAAUUUAAGAGUUUGUGCGGAUUGUCAUCAAGCAACAAAAUUUAUAUCCAAGGUUUAUGAUCGAGUAAUUAUAGUUCGAGAUAGGACGAGGUAUCACCACUUUAAAGAUGGAGUUUGUUCUUGCAAAGACUACUGGUAGAUGUGGGAAGUGUUCUUCAACCCUAAUCACUAAUGCUUAAAUUGCAGCAAAGGACUUGCUCUACAUGCAGUGACAUUUGUGAGGCAGUUUCAAGUGUUUUCCGUGCCGGCACAGUGUCUGAGGAGGAACCAGUAUCUUGAGAGUUCGUCAGUUCGGUUAAUUUGCAAAUCCCUAAAGAAGAUUAAAAUUCGUCUAUUUUUGCAAGGUAAAGAUUUAGCAAUGUGCUUUCAAAAGGAAAAAAAAGUUGUUUUCUCUAUGCAUCAAAGUGAGGUUUUUCUGCUGCAUGGUAUGGAUUGUUUGUUCACUGAGUUAGGCUAUUGUAAGGUUUGGUAGAGCAUUUGUCUGUAUAUCUGUAGAUUGAAAAUUAAGUUUCUGUUUGUGUUUUCCCAACAGUUCGGUCCUUGUUGGCAAACACAUUUGGCCCUUACUGGUUACACUUAUGCCUCCAAAUCACUAGUGAUGGCUCAGGAAUGAUGUUGAGAUCUAGGAUACUAUGUUCUCAUGGCAUGUCAAUUACCGAUAUCUCUCUAAAAUGGCGUGUUUGUGUCCAAAACCGACACCAACACUUGUGAUUACGUCUAAUUUAUUCAUUUUUUCAAAUUAUUACCGGUGUUGACGUGUCAGUGUCGGUGUCAUGUUUCCGGUGUCCGUGCUUCAUGGGUCAAUUUUCUCUAAGAACCGAUGAGAUUGAAAGAAAUUCAUCUGUAUUCUAUAAAAGAAUAAUAAAAAUUCCAAAACUUUGGUUUUGUGCGAUUA
Molecule: messenger RNA, 2703 nt
Organism: Lathyrus oleraceus (garden pea)
Lineage: Eukaryota; Viridiplantae; Streptophyta; Magnoliopsida; Fabales; Fabaceae
Product: pentatricopeptide repeat-containing protein At3g62890
Exons: 2
Coding region: 103-1947 (614 amino acids)
Biological process (GO): RNA modification
Molecular function (GO): zinc ion binding; RNA binding; protein binding
Source: RefSeq, a predicted model, not a curated record